AUGCUCCUAUCAGUGGGCUUGUUGUGGUAUAAGAUCAAUGUGCGUGUGACCACCAUGGACGCUGAGCUGGAGUUUGCCAUCCAGCCCAACACCACUGGCAAGCAGCUGUUUGACCAGGUGGUGAAAACUAUCGGCCUGAGGGAAGUUUGGUUUUUUGGUCUGCAGUACCAGGACACUAAGGGUUUCUCUACUUGGUUGAAACUCAACAAGAAGGUGACUGCCCAGGAUGUGCGGAAGGAAAGCCCUCUGCUUUUCAAGUUCCGGGCCAAGUUCUACCCUGAGGAUGUAUCUGAAGAGUUGAUCCAGGACAUCACACAGCGACUAUUCUUCCUGCAAGUGAAGGAGGGCAUUCUCAAUGAUGAUAUUUACUGCCCACCUGAGACUGCUGUGUUGCUGGCCUCCUAUGCUGUCCAGUCCAAGUAUGGUGACUUCAAUAAGGAAGUCCACAAGUCUGGCUACUUGGCUGGGGACAAGUUGCUGCCACAGAGGGUCCUGGAGCAGCACAAGCUUAACAAGGACCAGUGGGAGGAAAGGAUCCAGGUGUGGCAUGAGGAGCACCGGGGCAUGCUCAGGGAGGAUGCUGUCCUGGAGUAUCUGAAGAUAGCCCAGGAUCUGGAGAUGUAUGGUGUGAACUACUUCAACAUCAAGAACAAGAAAGGCUCAGAGCUGUGGCUGGGGGUGGAUGCCCUGGGUCUCAACAUCUAUGAGCAGAAUGACAGGCUGACUCCUAAGAUAGGCUUCCCCUGGAGUGAAAUCAGGAACAUCUCUUUCAAUGACAAGAAAUUUGUCAUCAAGCCCAUUGACAAAAAAGCCCCGGACUUUGUUUUCUAUGCUCCUCGGCUGCGGAUUAACAAACGGAUCUUGGCUCUGUGCAUGGGGAACCAUGAGCUAUACAUGCGCCGUCGCAAGCCCGACACCAUUGAAGUACAGCAGAUGAAGGCACAGGCUCGGGAGGAGAAGCACCAGAAGCAGAUGGAGCGUGCUCUGCUGGAAAAUGAAAAGAAGAAACGUGAGAUGGCAGAAAAGGAGAAAGAGAAGAUUGAACGGGAAAAGGAAGAACUGAUGGAGAAGCUGAAGCAAAUCGAGGAACAGACUAAGAAGGCUCAACAAGAACUGGAAGAACAGACCCGCAGGGCUCUGGAACUUGAACAGGAGCGAAAACGUGCUCAGAGUGAGGCUGAAAAACUGGCCAAAGAGCGUCAAGAAGCUGAAGAGGCCAAGGAGGCCCUGUUGCAGGCCUCCCAGGACCAGAAGAAGACCCAGGAACAAUUGGCCUUGGAAAUGGCAGAGCUGACAGCUCGGAUCUCCCAACUGGAGAUGGCCCGACAAAAGAAGGAGAGCGAGGCUGUGGAAUGGCAGCAGAAGGCUCAGAUGGUACAAGAAGACUUGGAGAAGACCCGUGCAGAGCUGAAGACUGCCAUGAGCACGCCUCAUGUGGCAGAGCCUGCUGAAAAUGAGCAGGAUGAGCAGGAUGAGAAUGGGGCAGAGGCCAGUGCUGAACUGCGAGCUGAUGCCAUGGCCAAGGAUCGCAGUGAAGAGGAACGUACCACUGAGGCAGAAAAGAAUGAGCGUGUGCAGAAGCACCUGAAGGCCCUCAGUUCAGAGCUGGCCAAUGCCCGUGAUGAGUCCAAGAAGACUGCUAAUGACAUGAUUCAUGCUGAGAACAUGCGACUGGGUCGAGACAAAUACAAGACCCUGCGCCAGAUCCGGCAGGGCAAUACUAAGCAACGCAUUGAUGAGUUUGAAUCUAUGUAA
Messenger RNA from Rangifer tarandus platyrhynchus (Svalbard reindeer), 1755 nucleotides. NCBI's taxonomy places the organism in Eukaryota, Metazoa, Chordata, Mammalia, Artiodactyla, Cervidae. The record is from the annotation of a GenBank genome assembly.